CAAAUGGAGCGCAAUUAUUAAAGUUUAUGAUAAAACUCGUAUCCACAAUAUAAGAAAGGAGAUUCCCACUGAUAACUUGCAAAGAAGACAGAGUAUGAAGAUGGUCCCGCUUCAUCCAAAGACAUCAACUUUAUAUCUCUUUGGCUUUCUUUGUUUCUGGAUUUUAUCAUGCACAGAAGCUUCAUCAUCUCCAGAAGCACAGGAUUCGGAUAAGAUAGAAUAUUUGCCUGGCCAGCCAAACAGCCCUUUGAUCACCCAAUACUCUGGCUACAUCACAGUUAAUGAGUUUCAUGGGAGGGCCCUUUUCUACUGGUUCUUUGAGGCUCAAUCUCAACCUUCCAUCAAGCCUCUUGUCCUCUGGCUGAAUGGAGGACCUGGUUGCUCAUCGAUUGGAUAUGGAGCGGCUUCAGAAUUGGGUCCUCUUAGAGUUAAGGAAAAUGGUGCUGGUCUUGACUUCAACAAUUAUUCUUGGAAUAAAGAAGCCAAUUUGUUGUUUGUGGAGUCUCCGGUCGGGGUUGGAUUCUCGUAUACAUUCUCUAAUUCAACAAUACUCGAUGACAAAUCUGUUGCUGAGGAUUCCUACACCUUCCUAGUUAAUUGGCUAUAUAGAUUCCCACAGUUCAAGAAGAAUGACUUCUUCAUAGCAGGAGAGAGCUAUGCAGGUCACUACGUCCCCCAACUCGCUGAUAUUCUUUUGGAGCGAAACAUGCAGUAUAAUGGAGCGCCCGGGCAGCUCAUAAAUCUCAAGGGUUUCAUAGUUGGGAACCCAUCAACAGACAACUAUUAUGACCAGAGAGGCUAUUUAGAAUAUGCAUGGAGUCAUGCAGUAAUAUCAGAUGAAGAGUAUGAGCUGGCCAAAAGAGAGUGUGAUUUUUGGAGCUAUAACUUAUCAGCUAAAUGCAAUGAUGCCAUGUAUACUUUAUGGGCUAAUUAUCAGGAAAUUGAUAUCAAUAACAUCUUUGGUCCUAUAUGUCUUCCCAUGAAUUCUUCAUCAACUGCUCAUAUCAACAUCUUGGAUAAGGAAAGGAUAUAUAAAAGGGGGAGGAUGAAGCCAAUGGUCCACGAGGCUUACGGUGCCUGCUAUGUCUCAGAUGCAGAGGAUUACUUCAACAGGAUUGACGUUCAAAACGCUUUACAUGUGAAUAUUACCCAACAAAACUUUACAUGGAAGGGAUGCAGCCGGUCAAUACUUGGCUCAUACAAUUACUCAGUCUCCUCGGUACUACCAGUUUACAAAAAGCUAAUAGAAGGUGGACUCAGAAUUUGGAUUUACAGUGGGGAUGCUGAUGGUAAUGUACCCGUGCUUGGGACAAGAUAUUGGAUAGAAGCUCUUAAGUUGCCUCUCAAAUCCAUAUGGCGCCCUUGGUUCCACAAAAAUCAAGUAACAGGAUGGAUUGUUGAGUACAAAGGGUUGACGUUUAUGACCGUGAAAGGGGCAGGUCAUCUUGUACCUCUCUAUAAACCGAGUGAAGCUUUGGCUCUCGUACAUUCUUUCUUGUCUGGUGAAGAACUCCCUAUAAAGAGAUGAUGCUGAGACUCAUGUGAUGCACGCCAUGACAAUCUAUUAUGUGGUUGCUAUACUUAUUGACCAAUUUAAUAUCUAUAUACUUCAAUAUCAAAAUAUAUAUUUAAAACACUAAGCUAUAUAUCUU
This is a messenger RNA of Cuscuta europaea, 1652 nucleotides long. Lineage: Eukaryota; Viridiplantae; Streptophyta; Magnoliopsida; Solanales; Convolvulaceae. The record is from the annotation of a GenBank genome assembly.